Raphanus sativus (radish) is the source of this 1294-nucleotide messenger RNA. RefSeq lists its product as uncharacterized. NCBI's taxonomy places the organism in Eukaryota, Viridiplantae, Streptophyta, Magnoliopsida, Brassicales, Brassicaceae. The record is from RefSeq and is a predicted model, not a curated record. The transcript has 12 exons. Bases 51 to 1001 code for a protein of 316 amino acids.
ACUCAGAAAAAAAAAAUCUCUUAAUAGUAAUACCUACAUAUUUAUUCGAUAUGAGACGGAUAGCUGCGGAGGCAUCGGAGCAAACAGUCGAAGCUAUGGCGAUGCAAGCCGGAGUUGGCUUAUCCAGGAUCUUAAUCUUAGCCGGAGCAGGUUACACUGGUACGAUCAUGAUGAAGAACCGCAAAUUAUCGGAUAUAUUGGGUGAAGUGCAGUCUUUAGUGAAAGGCAUGGAGAGAUCUGAGGGAGAUAAUGAUGAUUCCGAUGCCGUAGCUUCCCAGGUUCGUAGGUUAGCCAUGGAGGUUCGACAGCUAGCUUCAUCCCGGCAGAUAACAGUCAUGGAUGGAGCUUCUGGUGCAAACUUACAAGCUCUUGUUGUUCCUGCUGCGGUAUUGGGAGUUUUAGGGUAUGGUUAUAUGUGGUGGAAGGGACUCUCGUUUACUGAUCUUAUGUACGUGACUAAAGCCAACAUGGCUACUGCCGUGGCUAACUUGACCAAGAAUCUUGAGCAAGUUUCCGUGACCCUAGCGGCUGCUAAAAGGCAUUUAACGCAAAAGAUACAGAGUAUGGAUGAUAAGGUUGAAGACCAGAUUCAUCUCUCCAAGGGAGUCAAGAACGAGGUCACCUUGGUUCGUGAGGAUAUCAACUCACUUGAGAGGGAGUUGGCGUCAUUGAAUAGUUUGAUUAGUGGACUGGAUGGGAAGUUGGACACAUUGGAAUACAAGCAGGAUGUCACAAAUGUUUGCAUGCUACACUUAUAUAACUAUUUUGGAGGCAAGAGCACAGAACUUCCUGACAUGAAGCAACUUCAACUUCCUGUGAACCAGAAAGCUCGUAAUUUACUUGCAGAUGUUGAAACCAAGGGGCUGAAAAACUUUGCUGAAGAAUUGCUUGGAAGCAAUGACACAGAGAGAGGAGCAACCACGGUGAAAAUUAUUGGUAUAACUAAGUCCAAUGACAAGUCGAGGCCAUUGUUAUCAAGGGUUGCUUCAGCUAGGUAUUGAUGUGGAAAGUUUCCUGAUGGCGGUUGGCUUGCAGGAUGUAUAUAACAGCAAACUCUUACUCAUCAAAAUGGUCUCGUGAAAGCUCUCUUAUUAUUUAUUCGUGGCCUUGGUUUGCUUCCCUUCUCGCCAAGUGCACGCACUUAGGUCUUAAUGAUAUUUUAGUUUGUACUUCGGUGGUAUUUAUUUGAACAUCGAGUUUGUUUAUUGACAUGUGAUGCGUCUGCUUUUGGAACUCUUAGCAAUUAAAAUAAAGUUGAUGUGGGGAAUUAUAUUACACACAUAUGAUCAGUGCA